Molecule: messenger RNA, 844 nt
Organism: Drosophila sulfurigaster albostrigata
Lineage: Eukaryota; Metazoa; Arthropoda; Insecta; Diptera; Drosophilidae
Gene: Obp19c
Exons: 2
Coding region: 23-589 (188 amino acids)
Biological process (GO): sensory perception of smell
Molecular function (GO): odorant binding
Source: RefSeq, a predicted model, not a curated record
AGCAGAAUCAGAAAUUCACAAGAUGCUGACAACUGCCCAACUUACGUUGAUUGCUCUCAUCGGCUAUUGCACAGUCUUAGUCGAAGGACAGGCUCCAGCUGCGUCUGGGAUGUCACUUCCGAUUCCGAUAUCAGCCAAGGGUCAAGCCUUCGACUUGGGUCGUCUGUUUGGCGGAAAAAGUGGCGACCCGAUGUGGACACUGAUUGAUCGCAAUCUGCCCGAGGUGCAGCAGAUGAUUGACCAGACCAAGCUGAGCUGUAUGGCCAAGCUGCAGAUGACGGGACCGCAGCGUUCCCUCAUCCGAGAAUCACGACCUACGCCCAAGGAGAAGUGCCUGGUGGAGUGUGUGCUGAAGGGCAUUGGACUAAUGGACAGCGUGAGCAACCGUCUGAAUUUGCAACGUGUGGAACAGCUGACGAGCAAGGUGACCGAGGACAAUAAGCUGGCCAUUGCCCUAGGCUGCAGUCUGGCUCAAAGUUGCAAUCGGUCGAUCAAUGUGCCAUCGAAUAAGCCCUGCGAAGCGGCCCAUCAGCUGAACCAGUGCAUCGGUCGGCAUCUGGAUCGCAAUCGGGUCAAGCUGCACUGGUAGAAGAAGAAGAUCCCUAAUCAAUUAUUGUACACACAUAGAUGGAUUGAUUACACGACGCGCGCUCCACGUUCUCUUUAUUCAAAGGGUGUGUGCAUGUCCAGAAACCACAACGGGACACAAGCUAGGAUAAGAUAAAUAUAUGUAACUAGGGAAACUAAAGUAGGAAGUGAAGGACAAACAAGAGACAAUCCUUCUGCCAGGGGAAUUCACUGAUGAAAAAAAAGAACCAAAUAGAAUUGAAAUGCAAUUGCAAGA